Serpula lacrymans var. lacrymans S7.9 is the source of this 1150-nucleotide messenger RNA. RefSeq lists its product as uncharacterized. Bases 1 to 1086 code for a protein of 361 amino acids. The transcript is spliced from 7 exons. Lineage: Eukaryota; Fungi; Basidiomycota; Agaricomycetes; Boletales; Serpulaceae. Gene Ontology annotation, biological process: intracellular transport. The record is from RefSeq and is a predicted model, not a curated record. Gene Ontology annotation, molecular function: GTPase activator activity. Gene Ontology annotation, cellular component: nuclear pore; cytoplasm.
AUGGCAAAACGAGAAGAAGACAGCAGAGAGGACCUCAUCCUCAAUACUGCCAUCGACGUCAAACACUCACGGUCGGCGUCACCCUCUGCUGAGGACGUGGCUGAGGGCUCAGACCAGCUGUUGUCGAGGAAGAGAGAGCGGGAGGUGUCUCUUGAGCCAGCUACGCCCAGAGCAGCUGCCACCGCUUCUUCGCCGCACGCGCCAGAGAGCAAGGAGAGCCGCAUGUCCCCUGCGAAGAAGGGCCGCGUGCAGCUGGAUACGACCGUCGAGGAGGACGAUGCGCAACAACGCUCCAGGACGCCCUCCCACCCGCACUCGCCUCCCCUGAGCGUCUCCCCCCCGCACGAAGUCAAGGUGCGGCAGAUCAGUCAGGGUGUGGAAGAUAUCAGUUGGCGGCAGAAGUUGACUGGCGCUGCUGGUGCUGCUCUUUCUUCACAGGAACGCGAUACCGAUCACGAUGUCGACAGCGGCGGGGACGACGGUGUCGCUCGCGCUGCGUCUGGAGAGGACGAUAUGGUGCAAGGUGAAGGCGACGAUAAGGACGGUGAGGUGGGUGUGGGCGCGGGGGCUGUGCUUGGUGGGGCUGGAUGUUGGGGAGCGGGAGGGAGUGGGGGUGAAGACGCUUCGGGCGAGUAUCGCGACCGCGAGCCUGAGCACGAGCCCGACCGCGAAGCCACCUUUGGCGAAAAGCUGCGCGCGGAGAGGGACGGGGACGAAGGGAGGGAGGAGGAAGAGGACGGGAAGGUGAUGUUGACUGAGCAGAGCGUGCAGACGGGGGAGGAGGAGGAGGAGACGGUGCAUCAGAACCAGUGGAGGGAGCGGGGGACGGGGACGUUGAAGCUGAAUGUGAGGCAGUCGGAUGGGGGUGGGGCGAGGCUUGUGAUGAGGAAGGAAGCGGUGUAUACGGUGAUAUUGAAUGUGACGCUGUUCUCGGGGAUGAAGUGUUUCAUUGCGCAGGACCCGCGAUAUCUCCGGUUUAGCGUGAUCGAGGACGGGGCUACGACGCAUUAUAAUCUGAGGGUCUCCAAUGCGAAAAUGGCGCAAGAGCUGUUGGAAGAGAUCAAUUUGAACAUUCCAGCUGCAUAACACGCGUUCGUAAAGUCGUUUACUAAAAAUGCGAUAAGGAGGGGCGGAUGGGGGUGAUUAGAGU